Messenger RNA from Colias croceus (clouded yellow), 1991 nucleotides. Its product is annotated as damage-control phosphatase ARMT1-like. The record is from RefSeq and is a predicted model, not a curated record. The transcript has 16 exons. Bases 61 to 1860 code for a protein of 599 amino acids. Gene Ontology annotation, molecular function: phosphatase activity. Lineage: Eukaryota; Metazoa; Arthropoda; Insecta; Lepidoptera; Pieridae. Gene Ontology annotation, biological process: DNA damage response. Gene Ontology annotation, cellular component: nucleus; cytoplasm.
CACCGUGUAUGGACGGAUCUAUCUAAAUUCAUGUGAUGAAAAUAUAAUAAACUUAAAAAAAUGAGUACGACAUCGACAAAAAGAAUAUCUGAAAUGCCGGGCAGUGGAGCGUCAUCAGCUAAUGUUGCAAAACCGGGUGAUGACGAUUAUAGUACAACUCCAGAAUUUAUUUACGGCGGGCCGUUUAUCAAAGUUGAAAAACCCAGUCCGUUCAUAAAUACAGCGACUCCAAUUAAUUUGCAGUUACAAGGGACGUUCAAAAAGAGUUUCGCGUAUUACUCGCUAAAGGAACGUAUGCCGGUUAUAUUAACCAAAGUUAUCGACUAUCUAUCGCGGGAGAGUUCUAAAAUAAAAGGGUCAUGUGGUGCUUCCGACGAAGACAUCCGCAACUACAUACAAUACAUAACAAAACUAAAGAACGACCUAGUCACCAACAAACCGUACGAUUUACUCAAAGUUGACAGCCCUGAAGCGAAGCGGUGGAACGAGUGGAUAUCCGCGGUUGACAGCCCUAGCUAUUUCCUUAACACUUGGGUGUUCACUGAGUGCUAUGUUUACAGGCGGUUGAGGGAAGGAUGCGAACUGAACAAAACGCUGGAAAAGUUCGACCCGUUCGACGAGCAGAAAGCUCAGUCAUUUACCAACAGCCUUGAACCUAUGUGCAUUGUGGCUGAGAAACUUACCAGCAUGUUACAGCCUAGCGAUAAGGAUAAGAGGAAGGCGGAUUUUAUGACUUUGUUGAAGAUUUGUCUAUGGUCCAACAAAUGCGAUCUAUCCUUGUCUAUGGGUGAACAAGUGAAGUUAAAAAACGAGGGAGUCCAAAAGAGUCCGUCUAGAGAUGUCAUAGAUCCGUUUCAAAUGAUUUUAGACCUUAAAGACAAGAUACUUGUAGAUGACUCAGCUAAAAUAGCCGACCAAGUUGUCGUUCGAGCGGAAAAUAUCGCAAAAGCUAUUGAAGGGAAUACCACUUUGAAAAAGUGCAGUUGCAAUAGACUAGCUACGGCCGCCGGUUUGCCUCUCUGUGAGCAAGAUGAAAAACCCGCGGAAGCCCCGCCCGAGGGCGAAGUCCCCGAAGGGCCUCCGCCCCCGCCCUGCCCGGCUAAGUUCACUGUGCCCGAGUCGGUCAUGUUCGAUAUAGUCUGUGACAACGCGGGCUACGAGCUGUUCACCGACCUGUGCUUGGCACAUUUCUUAAUAUCACAAAAAAUCGUACAAAAGGUUAGGUUUCACGUUAAGAAAAUACCUUGGUUCGUGUCUGACGUCACGCCGGUAGAUUUUCAAUAUGUGAUAAGUUCGUGCGCAAAGGGCAGCUAUCGAAGAGAAGUGCCGGCCGAUCCUAAACCAGAUGCAACAGAAGAUAGUGCAGAAGAACCGCCGCGUAUAAUUUCAUCAGAUAGUUUACAGCAAUUGGCGAGUACUUGGGAAACUUAUGUACAAGACGGGACCUUUGUUGUUAUGUGCGACGAUUUCUGGACUUCACCGCACGUUUACAAAGACAUGAAGAAAUACGAUCCGGAUUUAUAUAGACAAUUACAAUACGCAACGUGUGUGCUGUUUAAAGGAGAUUUGAAUUAUAGGAAAUUGUUGGGAGAGAGGAAUUGUAAUCCCACCCUGGGAUUCGAACCGGCGUUGCAAGGUUUUCUACCAGCGCCCAUAGCGGCGUGUCGAACAGUAAAGGCCGAUUUAAUUUGCGGCUUGCCGAAAGGGAAGUGGGAGCAGUUGAACAAAAUCGACGAAAAGUGGAUGGAAAAGGGGGAUUAUGGUGUUAUACAAUUUUGCGGAAAAUGCGAACCGCUGAAAGUCUCCGAACGACCCUGUCCUAUGUAUGGAGAUACUUGUAAAGGAGUCGUCUGCUCUUAGAUUAAUAUGGUACUCAAAUUAUUGGAAAUUAUAAGUGAGAAAAAGCAACAAGGGAUAUUAUGAAGAGAUGAAAUAAUUAUGUUGAUAUUUUUACUUUUACUUUGUUGAAAUAAACUUAUUUUGGUAUAAAA